This is a messenger RNA of Cladocopium goreaui, 1707 nucleotides long. Lineage: Eukaryota; Dinophyceae; Suessiales; Symbiodiniaceae. The record is from the annotation of a GenBank genome assembly.
AUGAUGCAGCUGUUCAUGAUGCAAAGUCUGCUGUGGAGUCUGGCUGAUGGUAGCGAUUGCGAUGGCAUUGACGUCUCACUCUUACAGACACAGCUCCGUUUAGACACGUCGCGUUUGUUGGAGCCUAUAGGGCGGAGCUUCUUUUCAGAGGACCCACAGCAGAGUGCGGAGUUUUGGAUCAGAUAUACCAGAGCAGAACGCAUGUCACUUGAGGAGAUGAAGGUUGCAGGGUUGCAGGAAAGCUCUGAGAAUGCGGCUGUUCUGGUGAAGAAGCCGGAUGGAACACCCUUGGAACAACUCUAUUUUCUGAAGGUUCCUAAUUGGAAAAGUUCCAAGAACGUGACCAUGAGGGACUUUGUUGAGGCUGCCGAUCUCAGCUGGAAAAAGGUCAUGAGACACGAGCAGGCCUUCAGUCCAUGGUCAGAUUUCCAUGACGGCCACACGAUGGACACCCUGCGCUUUAAUCGUUUGAAAAAGGAUCAGGUGUCCUUCCAGCUCUAUGGUUCUGGCAGUGUGGGACGCGCAUACAUCCCACAUACCACUUCCACCAUGGAAUGGUUUGGAGAGGAAUGGGAUGUUUCGAAAGAUGCCUAUGCCUCCAAUGUGAGUUUUGACUACACGGAGGUGGACAAGUGCCGCAACUACAGUGCAGAUGACCACACCUUACCCAAUCGAGCCUUUUGGAAAAGCACCUUUGCCGUCCUGAAUGUCACAGCUGCCCGGGAUUUUGCUGUUGAUGUCUUGCAUGCAAAGCCCCGAAAAGUCAAUCCAUAUCCUUGGCCACCGAAGCCCGGAUGUAUCGCAGUGCAAUGGCUGAAACUGCCGCAUCAAAAUGAUUCGCUCGCCUUUCAAUUCCAUUUUGUGCAGGACUUUGUGUAUGACACGGUUCUUUAUGGCCUUCCGGAGUUUCUACGGUACCAGCGGGAGUUCUUGAAGUCGACCAAGGGAUGUAUCAACGGUUUCAUGCUCAAUAAUUUGAUCCUGAGAACGGCAUCUCUUGAUCCUAUCGUGAAACGUUUGAACGCGCUCGCUGCGCGAUACUUUGUCUUUGAGAUUGCUGCAGGUAAGUAUGCACUGCUCUUCUCAUUUCCUGGGAACGAAGGUAUCACUUUGCAGAUUCAAUCUUCUCACUUGAGCUAUGUUGCUCCAAAGCGUGAUGAUCGUUUGGUCGGCACCAGCAUCGCAAGGGAUUUGCUGCGCAUCUUUCAGGCGGCUAUCGAUGGCUCUCGAUGGCUCUCCUUGGGCUGGUUAUCUCAAGUUCAUGCUGUUAUGGCUGUGGGUUUUGCGCUAAAACGUCACUGGCACCUGGUGGGAUCCGAGGACUUUGACAAGGUGAUUUCCAGCGGCCUCGGUGCCACAGGCCAAGACCUUCUCGCGGAGCGUUCCCUGGAAGUCCUGGCCUCCUUGUGCGACCACCUGAGCCGUGAAUCCGAAGAAGGGAAGGACGGCUGCACCGCGGUGCUCUCCAAGUUGACCCGUCACCUGCCGGCCGUGCUGCGCUUCGCGCGGCACGGGCUGCACCGCCGCGCAGAGCCCGGGGACGUGGCGCUGCGGCGCAUGGCGGUGACGGCGGCGCGCGCCUUGCACCGCGCGGGGCUGGGAGGUGACCCUGGCGGCAAUGGCUGGGUGGGGAGAUGGUGUUUAGGAUGGGUUUACUUUACUUUUAUUUUUCUUAUUACAAAAAUGAAAUACAAUAUAGUAGGAUGA